Molecule: messenger RNA, 4203 nt
Organism: Biomphalaria glabrata
Lineage: Eukaryota; Metazoa; Mollusca; Gastropoda; Planorbidae
Exons: 20
Coding region: 73-2796 (907 amino acids)
Source: RefSeq, a predicted model, not a curated record
AAUUUGAAAGAUGCUAGCAUAUCAAUAGUAACAAUAGGAAUAGGUCUGGCAGAUUUACACGAAAUAACAGCAAUGGCCAGUCAGCAUGAUUUUGUGUUUAACAUAAGCAACUUUGAUGUCUUAAGCAUAAUCAAUAAAGACUUGUUGCAAAUUACUUGUGACAUAUCUAAUGUCUUCACAAACCAAACAACUAAAGCAUCUACAACAAGGGCCACAACAAGGGAUGUAUCAACAAGUCAAAGUAUUACUACCUUGCUUGUCACCGAAACACCAUCCACUCAAGCAUCAUCAUCAUUAGCUAGUGCCACCAGUAUUUCUCCUAGAACAACAACUGUACAACUUGCUACCUCUACAGGAACUUUGGUAACCAAUGGGUCAAUAAGUACUUCUAGUGCACCUGCUAAUAUAUCAUUUGAAGAUACACCUGCUCCACUACCUGGAGAUGUUGUUGUUUCUUGUGGAAAUUCCAGCAAGGCAGACAUAAUAUUUCUACUUGAUGCAUCGUCCAGUGUAACAGAACCAAACUGGAAAAAGAUUGUCAAAUUUUCAUCCGAUUUGGUUCUGAACUUUACUUUUGGUUCUGAUAGCAAUCUGUUUGGAGCAGUCAUUUUCAACUCACAGGCUACCAAGAAAUUUGAUCUGAACACCUAUCAUAAUAAAACUGCAGUUGCUAAUGCUCUACUGGCUAUACCAUAUCCUUUCACCAGUGGCACAAACACUGCUUCAGCAUUGUCCUUUAUACUGACAAAUAACACAUUUGGUACAUCCAGCGGAGGCAGAGAUGAUGCUCAAAACAUUCUCAUAGUCAUAACAGAUGGACAAUCCUCCAAUCCUAAUCAAACAAUCAUAGCAGCUCAGAAUUUGAAAGAUGCUGGCAUAUCAAUAGUAACAAUAGGAAUAGGUCUGGCAGAUUUACACGAAAUAACAGCAAUGGCCAGUCAGCAUGAUUUUGUGUUUAACAUAAGCAACUUUGAUGUCUUAAGCAUAAUCAAUAAAGACUUGUUGCAAAUUACUUGUGACAUAUCUAAUGGCUUCACAAACCAAACAACUAAUGCAUCUACAACAAGGGCCACAACAAGGGAUGUAUCAACAAGUCAAAGUAUUACUACCUUGCUUGUCACCGAAACACCAUCCACUCAAGCAUCAUCAUCAUUAGCUAGUGCCACCAGUAUUUCUCCUAGAACAACAACUGUACAACUUGCUACCUCUACAGGAACUUUGGUAACCAAUGGGUCAAUAAGUACUUCUAGUGCACCUGCUAAUAUAUCAUUUGAAGAUACACCUGCUCCACUACCUGGAGAUGUUGUUGUUUCUUGUGGAAAUUCCAGCAAGGCAGACAUAAUAUUUCUACUUGAUGCAUCGUCCAGUGUAACAGAACCAAACUGGAAAAAGAUUGUCAAAUUUUCAUCCGAUUUGGUUCUGAACUUUACUUUUGGUUCUGAUAGCAAUCUGUUUGGAGCAGUCAUUUUCAACUCACAGGCUACCAAGAAAUUUGAUCUGAACACCUAUCAUAAUAAAACUGCAGUUGCUAAUGCUCUACUGGCUAUACCAUAUCCUUUCACCAGUGGCACAAACACUGCUUCAGCAUUGUCCUUUAUACUGACAAAUAACACAUUUGGUACAUCCAGCGGAGGCAGAGAUGAUGCUCAAAACAUUCUCAUAGUCAUAACAGAUGGACAAUCCUCCAAUCCUAAUCAAACAAUCAUAGCAGCUCAGAAUUUGAAAGAUGCUGGCAUAUCAAUAGUAACAAUAGGAAUAGGUCUGGCAGAUUUACACGAAAUAACAGCAAUGGCCAGUCAGCAUGAUUUUGUGUUUAACAUAAGCAACUUUGAUGUCUUAAGCAUAAUCAAUAAAGACUUGUUGCAAAUUACUUGUGACAUAUCUAAUGGCUUCACAAACCAAACAACUAAUGCAUCUACAACAAGGGCCACAACAAGGGAUGUAUCAACAAGUCAAAGUAUUACUACCUUGCUUGUCACCGAAACACCAUCCACUCAAGCAUCAUCAUCAUUAGCUAGUGCCACCAGUAUUUCUCCUAAAACAACAACUGUACAGCUUGCUACCUCUACAGGAACUUUGGUAACCAAUGGGUCAACAAGUACUUCUAGUGCACCUGCUAAUGUAUCAUUUGAAGAUACACCUGCUCCACUACCUGGAGAUGUUGUUGUUUCUUGUGGAAAUUCCAGCAAGGCAGACAUAAUAUUUCUACUUGAUGCAUCGUCCAGUGUAACAGAACCAAACUGGAAAAAGAUUGUCAAAUUUUCAUCCGAUUUGGUUCUGAACUUUACUUUUGGUUCUGAUAGCAAUCUGUUUGGAGCAGUCAUUUUCAACUCACAGGCUACCAAGAAAUUUGAUCUGAACACCUAUCAUAAUAAAACUGCAGUUGCUAAUGCUCUACUGGCUAUACCAUAUCCUUUCACCAGUGGCACAAACACUGCUUCAUCAUUGUCCUUUAUACUGACAAAUAACACAUUUGGUACAUCCAGUGGAGGCAGAGAUGAUGCUCAAAACAUUCUCAUAGUCAUAACAGACGGACAAUCCUCCAAUCCUAAUCAAACAAUCAUAGCAGCUCAGAAUUUGAAAGAUGCUGGCAUAUCAAUAGUAACAAUAGGAAUAGGUCUGGCAGAUUUACAGGAAAUAACAGCUAUGGCCAGUCAGCCUGAUUUAGUGUUUAACAUAAGCAACUUUGAUGUCUUGAGUAUAAUCUAUGAAGACUUGUUGCAAAUUACUUGUGACAUAUCUUAUAGCACCACAGACUUAUCAACUUCAGACUGGCACAAUGGCGAGAUGAUAUGAGAUCUAAUGGUUAUUUAAAUAGAAUGAGCUAUCAGUAAAGGUGUGACUAUAUUUACAGCCAACACCCUGGGUGUUAGGCUAGAAUGUAUCUGAGACAUGUAAUGGCAGGCUUAAUAUUUCUAAUUGUGCUGUCAGAUCAAGCAAGCUCCGCCCAUGGCAAGGACACGGCACGCACCUGUCAUCCUUACAAAGCGUACGAGAGAACGUCCGUUUGGUGGCCCAAAGCACAAGACCAGACCGAGGCGGCCCGCGAUCCCGGACCUAGUGGCGACAUGAACAUGACUGUGUUGAAAGAUAUAGAUGAAGAUGUUGUGGUGUUUACGAUAGAGGUUCAACCUGUCUCCCAGGGCGAAGACAUAGAUUUACAUACGGCCAACUACACUGUUGAGGAGUAUAUCCUGUAGGUCUACUUUAUGCACUUAAGAAAUGAUUCCUGCAAUGUCUUUCCAACUUUAAAGUAUCUUUCUGUGAAUUCCCAUUACAAGACGUAACAGAUUCCAAAAAUCAAAGUCUUGUUCUAAAACCUGACAAUUUCACAAACACAAGUCUCAGUGUAACCUGUGGUUAUAAUACAAACUUUAGUUCAAUACAGUGCAACAAAUCUGACAAUUCUAGCGCCACCCAGCUUGGUAUAUUUAACAUAGACGUCCAUGAAGCCAACAGAACAAACAUAACUAUUUUCUUGAACUGGAAGAGCUCACUGGAAGUUACAGAACUACGAUGGGCUGAUUUUUUAGACGUGCACUUCGUCUGUCUGGCAGACGACAAGGCAGGUGACUUAGUGAAGAUGUCACUUCCACUCCAAAUCGCCGGAGCGUCCAUGGCGCUGGUCAUCAUUAUCAUGUUUACCAUCACGGUGUGCCGUAGUUUCAGGAGAAGGCGUCAACUGGAAGAGAAGCUAAAGUUAAUACCGGAAACGGAAGUGGAGCUGGAGCACACGAAGACUUUUUCAAGCCAAAUUCGUCUCAUUACAGACACCACUGACAAACCUGUACCUGAAGAGAACACAAUUGUUGUUAAAUUCUAAACAUUAUUGAUUCGUUCUGAUGUCUAUUGAAUUUAUAAGAGGAAGCACACUACGUCAUUCUGAAGAGAUAAAUGCCUUAUUAAGAAAUCCAUUUCGUAAGCCAGAUCUACUGCUAGUUAUGUAAUAAAUAUUUGUUGUAGGUAAUGUUAGUUCAAAUAUUGUAUGUUGCUUAACAAGUAAUUUACUUUAUAAAUAGACCUUCUAGAUGUCGAUGUAUCAUGCGAGUGAUAUGCUUAUUGUCAAAAGUUGAUAUUGUGAUAAAUGUUUAGAUACACAUUGGAUGAUAUAAUGUGCAAUAGUUCUGUACUCUCUAAUUCGUGGGCCAAUUAAAUUAAUAACAGUCCAGGUUAAAAAAAAAACAGAUUAUAAUAAUUUUUAAA